Ceraceosorus bombacis is the source of this 1204-nucleotide messenger RNA. NCBI's taxonomy places the organism in Eukaryota, Fungi, Basidiomycota, Exobasidiomycetes, Ceraceosorales, Ceraceosoraceae. The record is from the annotation of a GenBank genome assembly.
AUGGCCUCUAGUAACAUCCCCGAGCGUAUGCGGGCUAUCCGCGUGCCCGAGACUGGCGAGAUCGAUGUGAUCAGCGCGCAAGAUAUUGCGGUGCCCGAACCAGGAGCCGACGAAGUUCUAAUCAAGGUAUCCUGGGCAGGCGUGAACUACAUCGACACGUACCAACGUUCCGGUCUAUACACGCUUCCUUUGCCUUUCACUGCUGGAAUGGAAGCUGCUGGCAAAGUGGUCAAAUUCGGAAAGGAUGCGGAUGAUUCGAGCUUGAAAGUGGGAGAUGCUGUGGCUGCUUAUGCGCUCGGUGCUUAUGCCGAGUACAUGACUGUCAAGAGGGAAAAGGUGGUCAAGCUGCCUGAUGGUGUGUCAGAGAAGGACGGUGCUACUGCGAUACUGCAGGGAUUGACCGGUGAGCAGGGAUGAAACAGUCUUGCACACUGUUCAACAAUACGAUGCAUCAGUACGCUUUGCACUCGAGACUGACUCCCUCUGCUACGCUCGCACCUGAUUUCACACUUCUUUCAGCUUGGACGCUGCUGCACGAAGCGUACCAAGUCAAGAAAGGCGAUGCGGUCCUGAUUCAUGCCGCUGCAGGAGGCGUAGGUCUUCUGUUGUGCCAAGUGAGUCCAACCCGGCGCAAAUGUUGCCAUCCAUGUCCCAUCUCAUUGAGACUCGCUGCUCCACACGCGCGAAGAUGGCAUCUUACCUCGGCGCCACAGUGAUCGGAACAGUGUCGACGGAGGAAAAAGCGGCUCUCGCCAAGUCCAACGGAGCGUCGCACGUCAUCAAUUCCAAAUCGGGCGGUGCAGCUGUUGUGGAUGAAGUGCUGAAGCUGACCAAGGGUGAGGGUGUGCAAGGCAUCUACGAUGGUGUGGGCAAGGAUACUUGGGAGGAUGGUUUCAAGAUGAUAGCGAGGAAGGGAACCAUCGUAUCCUUUGGCAACGCAUCAGGCGCAGUACCUCCCUUUCCUGUCCUCAAAUUGGCAGCAAAGAACACCAAAGUCGUUCGACCUACGCUCAACAACUCCAUCCUUACCAGACAAGAGCUGGAGACCUACUCAGCUCAAUUGUUCGACCUGCUCGCCAAGAAACUGGUCAAGCUCAGGGUCCACAAGGAGUACCCGUUCUCUGCCGAGGGCGUUCAGCAGACACAGAAGGAUAUCACCAGUCGCGCAACCACCGGCAAGUUGUUGAUCAAGGUGCAACAGUGA